Messenger RNA from Cornus florida, 981 nucleotides. RefSeq lists its product as uncharacterized. The transcript has a single exon. The record is from RefSeq and is a predicted model, not a curated record. NCBI's taxonomy places the organism in Eukaryota, Viridiplantae, Streptophyta, Magnoliopsida, Cornales, Cornaceae. Gene Ontology annotation, molecular function: RNA-DNA hybrid ribonuclease activity; nucleic acid binding. The coding region runs from base 1 to 981 and encodes 326 amino acids.
AUGAAGUUGAGAACCUAUAUGUUGCCAGUGGCCGUAUAUAUCAUUUCUCAAACUGAUUUGAUUAAGUAUAUGCUUUCAAGGCCUUUGAUCACUGGACGUAUUGGAAAGUGGCCAUUGGCCUUAAUGGAGUUUUCCUACAAGUAUAUUCCACAAAAGGCAGUCAAAGGAAGAGCGGUAGCAGAAUUUCUAGCAGAUCAUCCAUCUACUAAGAUAGAUUCAGAAAUAUGUGAUGAGGUGGAUAAUCUCUACCUUGACUAUACACCUUGGACUCUCAUGUUUGAUGGAUCAAGCACUCAUGAUGGAGGUGGAGCUGGAAUAGUCAUCAUUUCUCCUAAAGGAAGGAAAACCAAAUUUUCUUUCUUCUUGGAUUUCAAGUGUACAAACAACCAAGCUGAGUACGAGGCACUAAUUAUUGGGCUGGAGAUUCUGCUAGAGCUAAAGGUGGAGAAGGUCCAAAUUAUUGGAGAUUCCAACUUGAUACUUAGCCAACUAUCUGAAGAAUAUAGAUGUCUUAAUUGGCGUCCGAGGCCUUUCCACUCUUUGGCCUUAGAGUUACUUUGCCAGUUUGAUGAUUUUCAACUCAAAUAUUGGCCUAGACAUUUAAAUACGGAGGCUGAUGAUCUAGUACAAUUAGCCUCUCGAGUGAAAGUCCCACUAGGUGUGGAAGAAGCUCUGAUCACAGUUAAAAGAAGAACUCUUCCUUCGAUAGAGUUACGGUAUGAGAUGGCAAGUCAUUUCCAAUCUAAAGAGCCAGAAAGAGUCAAACCUGCCAAUAAGCCAUGGGAGGUUUUCAAUAUUGAUAUAGAUGGAUUAGAUUUGGAUUAUUGGAGAACACCAAUUAUCCAAUUCUUGCAAGAGCCUAGCUCUAAGGUGGACAAGAGAAUUCAGCUUUUGGCGCAACAUUACAUUCUGAUUGAUGGGGACCUCUACAAGAAAAGUAAAGAAGAUGAACUUUUGUUAAGAUGCCUUGGAAAAGAUUAA